AUGUCUGUUGUGGUAAAUUUAAAAUCCUUCGGUAUUCUCACACCGUUACGGCUGCACGUAAGAGAAAUCCACAACAGAUGCAGAAUUGGAAACCGGGAUUGGGUGGGGUUCGGUAUAAACGGAAGUGCCAAUUACAAGGAUGAUCCUCUUUUUCCCUUCCCGGCAGUGAGGUUCAAGGAAAACACGAGGGAUGUCUGUGCACUCCGUGAGAAAGAGAAGGGGGACUGGCGGAUGCUGUGUUGCGAGGAAAAGAAGGCUCUAUACCGAGCUUCAUUCUGCCAGACAUAUUCAGAGUUCCAACAUCCCACGGGGCAGUGGAAGAUAAUAGCAGGCAUUGGAAUUGGAAUGACUUCUUUCACGUUUUGGAUUAUGAUGCUUAAUCAUUACUAUGUAUUUGAACCUCUGCCUGCUUCUUGUUCAAAAACGUCACAGAAGGCUCAGCUGCGAAGGAUGCUGGAGUUGCGUGUGGCUCCAAUAGAUGGCCUCUCCUCCCACUGGGAUUAUGAUAACGAUCGCUGGAAGAAUUAA
This is a messenger RNA of Arctia plantaginis, 528 nucleotides long. The record is from the annotation of a GenBank genome assembly. NCBI's taxonomy places the organism in Eukaryota, Metazoa, Arthropoda, Insecta, Lepidoptera, Erebidae.